Molecule: messenger RNA, 604 nt
Organism: Nicrophorus vespilloides
Lineage: Eukaryota; Metazoa; Arthropoda; Insecta; Coleoptera; Silphidae
Exons: 4
Coding region: 90-590 (166 amino acids)
Cellular component (GO): BLOC-1 complex
Source: RefSeq, a predicted model, not a curated record
AUAGUGAAACGUAACACGCAAUGUUUAUGUAAACAUUGGUCAGCAAGUUCAUUAUAAAAUUUUCUAUCAAAUCAAGAGUUGAAUACGAAAUGGAAAGUAAAUUGGUGGUCAGAGGAGAAGCCUCAGAAACGGAAAGUGAAGAUGAGCCAAUCAACAUCACCGAAUCUUUAUCAGUACAAGCAACAAUGGCAAACUCUAGGAAAGGUGAAGUUAUAACCGGAGAAGAUUCCGAAUCUGAUUCAGAAACAGUUAUUUACACGAAUGAACCAACAGAAAAUCAACUACCACGAGCUGCAGAAAAAUCGAUGAAUAAACCUAAAAAGACCUAUGAAACUUUAUUAAUAAGAAAAUUAAAAGAUGAUAACAAGCAACUGUAUCGAGAUCUAGACGGAUUCACAACUGAGACCAUCACCAAAGCGAGGGAUGUUCUGAAUACUGCUGAACAGGAAUUAAUUAAAUCGCAAAUCACUUUGCAGGGUGCUUUGACCGCACUCAGAGGACUGAAUCACAACUCGGCGGCGAUCAAGAACAAACUAAGGGAUAUUCUGUCGUCGAACUUUAUUUCCAACAUUAAUAAAAAUAUUGUUUAACAUUAUAUAAAUAA